AAAGAAAAAGGAAAGAAAAAGAAAAAACCAAACCAUUUUACUCUCUCUCUCUCUCUCCCCAGUUUCUCACUCCCCAAACAGCCAACCAAGUCGUCUUUCCUUUCCUUUUCCUCCCUCGCUUCACCACACCGGCCCAAAACAAAACACGCAAACAAAUUUCUAUUUGUUUUUGUUUUUAAAAACAACUCUCUCUCUCUCUCUCUCUCUCUCUCGCUCUCUCUCUCUCCCACUCUGAAAACACUUCCUGAAAGCAGGAAAACACUUUCUUCUUCUUCUGCUGCUCUCUUUCUCGUCGCCGGGAAACAGCUCUUUCCCUCUUCCCCCCCCCCUCUCUCUCUCUCAUCCAAUGUGAUGGGAGGCGGAUUCUCGCAGCUCGUCUCGUGCUUCAAGGAUCCGACCGGAGCGACCCACCAGCCCGACCCAGUCUUCGCCGCCGGCGAGGCGCUUGACGAAGCCCUAGGCCACUCGUUCUGCUACGUCCGCUCCUCCGCGCGUUUCCCCUCCCCCACUGCCUCCGGCCGGUUCCUCUCGCCGACCCAGUCCCUCCGGUUCGACGACCCGGAGCUCCGGCCCCGGCCCGGGUUGCCGGAAACCGGGUUCAAGGCCAUCUCGGGUGCUUCCGUGAGCGCCAACACUUCAACUCCCAGAACUGUCCUCCAGCUCGAUGGUAUUUACGACGAUGCCACUGACGGCGUGAAGAGCAGUAUCGUCAAUGGCUUCGAGAGUACGUCGUCGUUUAGUGCCCUCCCUCUGCAGCCGGUUCCGAGAGGCGGCGAACCGUCCGGCCCGAUGGAGAGGGGUUUCUUCAUGUCCGGUCCGAUCGAGCGGGGGGCAUUGUCUGGGCCGUUGGAUGGGACCGCGGAGCCGAGUGAGGGGAGAGUGCCGUUCUCGGCUCCGCUGGGUGGCACUUUUGUGAAAAAGAGGAGGAAGAAGGGCAUUUCGGGGAUCCGGAAGGCGUUUUACCGGAACUUCUCGGAGAAGAAGCGGCCGUGGGUAGUGCCAGUGAGAUAUUUCGGCGGGCGGAAGGAGAUGUCGGCGCCCGGAGACGGCGGCGAGUCGGAGGUGAAGAGUGAGAGUAAUGUUCAGUGGGCUUUGGGGAAGGCCGGCGAGGAUCGGGUUCAUGUGGUCGUAUCGGAAGAGCAAGGGUGGUUGUUUGUUGGGAUUUAUGACGGAUUUAACGGCCCCGAUGCGCCGGAGUUCUUGAUGGGCAAUCUCUACCGCGCUGUGUUCAAUGAGCUUGAGGGAUUGUUUUGGGAUGUUGAUGAAGCUGAUACAGAAGUUUUGAGACCUGAGGUUAGGGAUGUGACCUCAGAAAAUGUAGUGGUUUUAGAGGAAUCAAACCCGCCACAAGUAGCGGAGGACUGUUCGGCUGGAGAGGCUGGAAGUGUUGGGGAAAUUUUGAAGAAGAUUGGAAACGAUCCGAAUGCCCAACCCCUCGAUCGUCCUGGUAAGCGAGUCACAUUUCAUCCGGAAGAGGCUCAAACUAGACGGAAGCGUCUCUGGGAAUAUCUUGCUGAGGAUGAUCCAGAAGAUGGGCUUGAUCUUUCGGGUUCUGAUCGUUUUGCCUUUUCUGUUGAUGAUGCUCUCAGUGUGAGCAAUGCUGGUUCUGCAGUGAGCAGAAGGUGGCUUUUGUUGUCCAAAUUGAAACAUGGUCUAUCUAAGCAUAGGGAGAGUCAUGGAAGAAAGUUAUUUCCAUGGAAAUUUGGGUUAGAUGACAAGGAGAAAAUUGAAAUUGAUAGUAGGGAGGAGGAGAGAACUUCUGGGAGUUGCAGGAAACGGAAGGUGGGUCCUGUUGAUCAUGAGUUGGUUUUGAGAGCAUUGUCGCGUGCUCUUGAAGUAACUGAGUUUGCAUAUUUGGAUAUGACAGAUAAGUUUAUAGAUACGAAUCCUGAGCUUGCAUUGAUGGGUUCGUGUUUGUUGGUUGCGCUUAUGAGAGAUGAGGAUGUUUAUGUGAUGAAUGUGGGUGAUAGUCGAGCUAUAGUGGCACAGUAUGAGCCACAGGAGUUAAAUUCUAGGACGGAGUCAAAUGGACAGGGGGAUGUAGGUUCAAGCACGGAGGGUAUAGUUGAGGAGUCCACUGCUCCUGGUGAAAAUGUGAGUAAGGUGGUACGUGAGGUGCCUGCCCAGGCAGUGAAGUUGACAGCCUUGCAGCUGUCCACUGAUCACAGCACAAGCAUUGAAGAGGAAAUCAUAAGAAUCAAGAAAGAACAUCCAGAUGAUAGCCAGUGUAUUGUUAAUGAUAGGGUGAAAGGUCGUCUUAAAGUCACACGAGCAUUUGGAGCUGGAUUUCUCAAGCAGCCAAAGUGGAAUGAUUCGUUACUGGAAAUGUUUCGGAAUGAGUAUAUUGGUACUGCACCAUACAUAUCCUGUUCACCAUCACUUCGUCACCAUAAACUUUGUCUGAGAGAUCAGUUUUUAAUCCUCUCGUCUGAUGGCUUAUAUCAAUAUUUGAGUAAUGAGGAAGUGGUUGCUCAUGUUGAGAGUUUCAUGGAGAAGUUUCCAGAUGGGGACCCAGCGCAACACUUGAUAGAGGAGCUCCUUUUCCGUGCUGCCAAGAAAGCUGGAAUGGAUUUCCAUGAACUGCUGGACAUCCCUCAAGGAGAUCGUAGAAAAUACCAUGAUGAUGUUACUGUCAUGGUGAUAUCACUUGAAGGAAGAAUAUGGAAGUCAUCAGGCAAAUACCUCUGAAACAUUCAUCUGCAUAAGUAAUUCCUCUAUAUACAGGUGAUGCAGCAGUUUUGGCCCUCAAGCAGAGGUAAUGUGCAGGCAUCUGAGCAGUUCCAAUGCCGACACUUCUUUUUGGGUCCUGUAAGGCUUUUCUCAUUUCACGCCAUAAUCGUACAGUUGGAAAGGGAAACCCCAUGUGAUAGUGGUAAAGAUUAAUCUUACUAGAUAAACAUCAAGACUCUGUGGAUAUCUCGAGAAAAUUGGGUGGGGGAAAAUGAGAAUUUGCAGAUGGGGUUGAAAAAUGCAUUCUAGGCAAAAGGAUCCUUUUUCUUUUUUCUUUUUUUUUUUUAAGUUAAAUUUCUGUUUUUGUCCCUUUUUAGGAUUUUGCAUAGGUGGAGGCUCAUUUCAUUCGUUGGUGUCUUUCUUCCUUUGUUUUUCAUAGCCACAAAAAUUAUGUUUGUAAUUUGGUGGGUGGGGGGUUUUAGAUUUUAGUUGCUGAACUAGAGCAUUCCCUUCUCAAGGGUAUUGAGCUUCUGUAAUUUUGAAGGUGGAUUCCACCAAUGCGGUUUUAUUAAGAAGAUGAAAAUUCAUAUCCAGAUCAACUUGUAGAAUACAAGCUCAUUCCUUGUACAUACUGGUGGCUGCAGAGCAAGGAAAGCUGCCAUGCCCAAUGGCACCACAAAAGAGUACCUUUGCUGCAAGAAUCAUUUUGAUAGUACACUCAUUUCAUGUAUAAAUUUUUGAAUAUCAAGAUGAGGUUUGAAUGUGAAAAUUUUGAAUUCAGAGUGCA
This is a messenger RNA of Malania oleifera, 3457 nucleotides long. RefSeq names its product protein phosphatase 2C 29. The coding region runs from base 352 to 2688 and encodes 778 amino acids. Gene Ontology annotation, biological process: protein dephosphorylation. The transcript has 4 exons. Gene Ontology annotation, molecular function: protein serine/threonine phosphatase activity. The record is from RefSeq and is a predicted model, not a curated record. Lineage: Eukaryota; Viridiplantae; Streptophyta; Magnoliopsida; Santalales; Ximeniaceae.